Messenger RNA from Cyphomyrmex costatus, 1941 nucleotides. Its product is annotated as sorbitol dehydrogenase. The transcript has 8 exons. The coding region runs from base 589 to 1641 and encodes 350 amino acids. The record is from RefSeq and is a predicted model, not a curated record. Gene Ontology annotation, molecular function: L-iditol 2-dehydrogenase (NAD+) activity; zinc ion binding. NCBI's taxonomy places the organism in Eukaryota, Metazoa, Arthropoda, Insecta, Hymenoptera, Formicidae. Gene Ontology annotation, biological process: D-sorbitol catabolic process.
UUCUGAUCUUAGGAUAAAAUUAGUUGUUCCUAAGAAGCGACAGUUCAGCCUCGAGUACGAAAGGAGCAUUUCUCUGUAGAGAUACCCUUGGUAUACCAUUAAGAGAGGUAUUAUUGUUUUAUCUAUUUAUUUUGUCUCCUCUAUCACAUAUUACAUAUUUCGCUGUCGUAAUGCAACACGCGAGCUGCGAACAUAAGACCGAUUGAUAACAAGAAGGAAAAAUAGGACUGCAUAUACGAUGUAAAUCGAUUUGUUCCGAACAACGUAUUUCUGUGAUGGCAUUAUGCAAUGGUUGAUGGUACAGUUGCGAAAUAUAUGAACAAAUUGGACUGUUCAAUAAGUUUGCGCCGCGAAGAAUGCUGUUGGUGAUGGUGGUGGUGAAGUAAACGGCCUAGCUGGCGAUAAUAAGGCCACAUUGAUAGCUCCAAGUACAUACGUAUAAUUGCGACGCGUGUAUAUAUAGCAGCAAGUUCUCUCCUGAACGUCGAGUCCCUCGUGUGUUGUGCUUAUUAAAGUAUCCAGAAGCGACUUGACAUAAGCGGAUUACAGCUGGAGACUAAACUUGUCUCGAAUUUUUGUAGAAAAAUCAUGGCUAAGGACAAUCUCUCUGCUGUACUGUAUGGCAUCAACGAUUUGCGUAUGGAAAACACGAGUAUCGAGGAACCAGAAGACAAUGAAGUGCUUCUUGAAAUGGGAUGCGUAGGAAUCUGUGGGUCGGAUGUUCAUUAUCUUGUCAAUGGCAGAAUCGGCGAUUUUAUAGUGAAGAAACCCAUGAUCCUUGGUCAUGAAUCCUCUGGAACUGUCGCCAAACUUGGAAAAAAUGUCAAGAAUUUAAAGGUUGGUGAUCGUGUUGCUAUUGAACCUGGCGUGCCUUGCAGGAUAUGUACUCAUUGCAAAGAGGGACGUUAUAAUCUUUGCAAAGAUAUUGUGUUUUGCGCAACUCCGCCUGUGCACGGCAGCUUAAGACGUUUCUACAAACAUGCAGCUGAUUUCUGCUUCAAAUUGCCCGAUCAUAUGAGCUUAGAGGAAGGAGCGCUUUUAGAGCCAUUAUCAGUGGGAGUACACGCUUGUAAACGGGGCGAAAUCGGAAUAGGUUCUAAACUAUUAAUUCUGGGUGCUGGUCCGAUCGGUUUGGUGACGUUGCUAGUAGCCAAAGCCAUGGGUGCGGCAAAAAUAGUUAUCACGGAUAUCUUGCAAAGUAGACUGAACAUAGCAAAGAAACUUGGCGCCGACGUUACGUAUCUGAUACAAAAGGAUAGAUUGGAGAAGGAUGUAGUAGCUGAUAUUCAUGCAAUUUUUGAAGGUGAACCUAAUAGAACGAUAGACGCUUCUGGUGCACAAUCCUCGAUUCGUUUAGCGAUUCUUGCGACCAAAUCUGGUGGAGUCGUGGUAUUAGUGGGAAUGGGUGCUCCAGAGGUACAAAUUCCACUAAUAAACGCUUUGAUAAGAGAAGUCGAUAUCAGGGGUGUUUUCCGAUACGUAAAUGACUAUAAAGAUGCAUUGGAGCUUAUCUCAUCUGGCAGAGUAAACGUAAAGUCGUUGGUCACUCAUAAUUACAAAUUAGAGGAUACUAUGCAAGCGUUUGAGACCAGCAGAACUGGAGCAGGUGGAGCUAUCAAAGUGAUGAUUCACUGUAAAUAGAUGAAUACAGUAAAUACAAUUGUAAUUCUCUGUGAGAAAUGUUACACGAAAAGGUUUUAUGCAACUUAAAAACUUUAGCUAUGUAAUCAUUUUAAUUUGAUGUUUGACUUAAUUGAGAUAGGAAAAUGGAGAAAAAUCUAGAUAUUGACAUGGGUAUAUACACACAUACACAUUCGCGCGCGCGUGUGUAUCUGAUCCGAUAAGCAAUUUCGAAUCUUUCAUCAUGUAAUCCCGGUAAAUUAUUGCGCUAUGUUAAUUUACACAUGAUAUCUUUUACAUCUUGGCGAUCAAUUAAUGGCA